Molecule: messenger RNA, 914 nt
Organism: Agelaius phoeniceus (red-winged blackbird)
Lineage: Eukaryota; Metazoa; Chordata; Aves; Passeriformes; Icteridae
Source: RefSeq, a predicted model, not a curated record
UGCCACCCUGGCCAUGCUGCGCGGCGCCCGGGCGGUGGCUCGGGCCCUGUCCCCUGUGCCGUGUCCCCGGCGCCGCUGCCACCGGCCGUGUCCCCCCCUGCGGGACCUGGCUGUCCCCAACCCCGGCUGGAGCGAGCGCAUGCGGCGCCACCACCGGCAACAGCUGGAGCGGGCCCGGGAGGAGGGCUGGGCACGGCUGCCAUCGUACCGGCGGUACCGCCCCCAGAUGCUGGGGCUGCCCGGUGACGGUGACAGGGACAGUGACAGGGACAGGGACACGCGGCUGUUCCCGAGGGCCAUCGAGGGUGACGGGGACGGCUUCGAGUUUGUCAUGUUCCUGAAUGUCCCCAAGGGCCGCCUGCGCUGCCUGUGCCAGCUGGGGCCCUUCCUCGAGGGACACCCGGGGCUGGCCCACGGCGGUGCCAUCGCCACCCUCAUUGACACCUCCCUGGGGACGCUGGCGCUGGCGGUGGCCGGGCGGGUGGUGACAGCCAACCUCAGCAUCGACUACCUGGCGCCUGUCCCCCUGCUCUCGGUGCUCCUGCUCGAGGCGUUCCUGCAGCGCCAGCAGGGCCGGAAGCUCUUCCUGGGCUGUGACCUGUGGGACGCUGAGGGGACAACGCUGCACGCCAAGGCCACCGGGCUCUUCAUCCAGCUGGAUCCCCCCAAGGAGCCGGCACAGGGAGGGGACAGUGGCCGGUGACUGUCACCCGUGUCACCUGUGCCACCUCCUGUGCCACCCGUGUCACCUGUGCCACCUCCCGUGCCACCCGUGUGACCCUCGGUGCCCUCCCUGUCCCCCAGUGCCACCCUGGCUCUCCCUCAGCCACCCCUGGAUGUCCCCAAAUGUCCCCGCCGUGUCCCCCCCCCAUGUCCCCAAGUGUCCCCAGGGCUGUCCCCGUGCCCAUCACGGC